Messenger RNA from Arvicanthis niloticus (Nile rat), 2646 nucleotides. RefSeq names its product solute carrier family 12 member 8 (gene Slc12a8). Gene Ontology annotation, cellular component: membrane. The record is from RefSeq and is a predicted model, not a curated record. Gene Ontology annotation, molecular function: potassium:chloride symporter activity. NCBI's taxonomy places the organism in Eukaryota, Metazoa, Chordata, Mammalia, Rodentia, Muridae. Gene Ontology annotation, biological process: potassium ion import across plasma membrane; potassium ion homeostasis; chloride ion homeostasis.
GCCCUUCAGGACAGGUGGUGCCCAGAGUCUGGGUCUCUAGUCCAGAUGCUCUGUCUGGACGCUGGGGCGGGGUGGCGCAAGACUCAGGGCAGGUGGCCCGGAGCGCGGCCACGUGGCGGGGCGGGGUGGGGCGGGCGUGGCCUCGGGAGCCCCGGUAGGAGCAGAGUGGUCUCCCCAUUUAGAGUAUCAGAACCUCACUUCCUGGAGAAUGGCCCAGAGGUCUCCACAGGAACUCUUCCACGAGGCAGCCCAGCAGGGCAUCCUGGCCCAGCCCCAGCCCUGGUGGAAGAUCCAACUGUUCAUGUGGGAGCCGGUGCUGUUUGGGACCUGGGAUGGGGUGUUUACAUCCUGCAUGAUCAACAUUUUCGGGGUUGUCCUUUUCUUGAGGACCGGCUGGCUGGUGGGAAACACGGGUGUGCUCCUGGGCUUGCUCCUGGUGUCCUUCGUCAUCCUCGUGGCGCUCAUCACCGUGCUGUCUGGCAUUGGCGUCGCAGAGCAUGGCGGGAUAGGCAGUGGCGGCGUCUACUCCAUGAUCUCCUCGGUGCUUGGUGGGCAGAUGGGAGGCACUGUAGGGCUGCUGUAUGUAUUUGGACAGUGUGUUGCAGGUGCCAUGUACAUCACUGGCUUUGCGGAGUCAAUCUCAGAUCUGCUGGGCCUUGGGAACAUCUGGGCUGUGCGAGGAAUUUCAGUUGCUGUGCUUCUGGCUUUGCUGGGCAUCAACCUGGCAGGUGUCAAGUGGAUAAUCCGCCUUCAGCUGCUGCUGCUGUUCCUGCUGGCUGUCUCAACCCUGGACUUUGUGGUGGGCUCUUUCACCCACCUGGACCGAGAACAUGGCUUUAUUGGAUACUCCCCAGAACUGCUACAGAGCAACACUCUGCCAGAGUACAGCCCCGGGGAGUCAUUCUUCACUGUGUUUGGGGUAUUCUUCCCGGCAGCUACAGGAGUCAUGGCUGGCUUCAACAUGGGAGGAGACCUGAGGGAGCCUGCUGACAGCAUUCCCCUAGGCUCCCUGGCAGCUGUUGGCAUCUCGUGGUUUCUCUACAUCAUCUUCACCUUCCUGCUUGGUGCCAUCUGUACCCGAGAGGCCCUCCGCUCUGACUUCCUGAUAGCUGAAAAGGUAUCUCUGGUUGGUUUCCUCUUCCUGUUGGGCUUGUACAUCUCAUCCCUGGCUUCCUGUAUGGGGGGACUCUAUGGAGCCCCCAGGAUCCUGCAGUGCAUCGCCCAGGACAAAGUGAUUCCUGCACUCGCCUUUCUGGGGAACGGGAAAGGGCCAAAUAAAACACCUGUAGCAGCCAUCUGCCUGACCAGCUUGGUGACCAUGGCCUUUGUCCUUGUGGGUCAGGUGAAUGUUCUGGCGCCUGUCGUCACCAUCAACUUCAUGCUGACCUACAUCGCCGUGGACUACUCUUACUUUGCCCUCUCCAUGGCUCACUGUGGCCUUGCCCAGUCUCCUGAGGCCGUGCCCAGACAAGGCCCAGGUGCCCUGCAUUGCUCCGAGCACCUGCUCCAGGACAAGGCUCCCAGCUAUGGCUCUGACACCCCUGCCAGAAGCCUCUCUGAGGGCACCCUGCUAGAGUUCACCAAGGACAUGGAUCAGCUCCUCCAGCCAAUAGAGGGGCUCGAGAGUAGUCAGCUUGGGUCAAGAGAAGGUAACCAGAUCCCAAUGAGUCAGAAGCGCAAGUGUAAGAAAGGCGCCAAGCAAACCCUACGAGAUAGCUUCCUCUUGGAUCCUGGGUCUCCUUGGCCCUUUCCUCCGGGGACCUCUGAGAGGUUGUCCACUGCCUCCUGUAGGGAGCAAGAGUCCUGUCACAACCAGCAGACUUCUAGGAGUGGAUCACAUGACCAUCUUGUUCCUGAUCUGUGCACCCAGCCUAGAGUGAACGGAGAAGAUUUCCUUCUGAAAUGCAGACUUCAGGAACAAGAGAUCCAGAGGAGACCAAGUGCUUUCUAUGCUUGCAUGUGUAACCCCUGGGUCUCCCUGGUAGGGGCUCUUGCAUCACUGCUCAUCAUGUUUGUGAUCCAGUGGCUCUAUACCCUAGCUAGCAUGGGUGUUGCUGCCCUUGUGUAUUUCUACAUUGGUCAGACCAGUCCAGGCCUUUACCUCGGAUCAGCAUCAAACUUCAGCUUUUUCCAAUGGAUGAAGUCCUUCUUGGUCCCCUCCUGCAGGAGCCUGAGGUCCACCCGGGAGCAAAUCAUCUUGGCACCAUCCCCAGCCAAGGUCGACAUGGCAAUGACUCAGCUGACCCAGGACAAUGCAGACUUCGCCACCCGAGAUCGUUUCCACCACUCCUCCUUCCUGAGUCAGGAGCAGCUGAUGCCUCCCUACUAGGAUCUUGCUGAACUCCUCCUUUCAGCUGUGGAGAUAGGGGAGUGGGGGACCCAAACCUCAGAACCUUUGGAAGUUGCUUCUACCAAUAAGAAACCCCAAGACUGGUCUUCCCACCCCGGCCUUGUACACCAAAAAUCACAUUCUGGUCUGAAGUGGCAUGUCUAAGCAGACACCAAGUAUGGCCAUGGCUUCCACAUGUACCCAACCUGAAGAACACACAGGCCAUCAGGAGGAUCAGGUGACACCACGACAACCCAAUGUGGAGAACCAAAAUGAGAUUUCUUAUUCUAAGGGACACAAUAAACACUUCUUUUUAA